AGUGAAGUUUCGACCUUGCAUUGGUCAAGUCAGUGCCACUGGCAGGAUUCAAGUCAUGGUUUUGAAGAUCUUGAGGUAAUCAAGUUAUACUUUCGGCCAGAAAGGUCUAGUCCCAUUAAGCGACACGACAAGGCGGCCAUUUUUCCACAUAACCUUGGCGAUCGCCUUAUUGCGCCCGGCCUCCCGUUUUCUGGCGACCCUGCUGUCGAGAUAUACGAUGGCCGGUCAACAGUCCCCCUGCCUCUGACCAGUCAUCCAGCCGAUAUAGCCCAGCUUGCUAUUCACAACCAGCAACACCAGAGCAUUCCACAAAGCCAACUUCAGACAUCCCAAAACACGCAGGCCAUGAGCACCGCCUUUCCGCACACCUCGCACUCAUACGCGCAUCCUCAUUCAAACCAACAUGCGCCAAAACAUGUACACCACCACCUCCCCCAUGCAAAUUCAUAUUCACAGUCCUUUGUACACCAAUCACAUCCCGCUCGGCCUGUGCUUCCUGGCCACGGGAAUCCUGGGAAUCCGACCAACCUCACACUUUCCGACUCGCCUUGCUCAUGCUCUUCAUAUUCUUCAUCCUCUGUACUUUCCUCGUCUGCCACCUCCAUGCCCAAAUCACCUCCUGUCUUCUUCUCCUCGGCGCCCAGUUCAAGUAACACGGCCAACUCGUCACCAGCUGUUUCU
This is a messenger RNA of Protopolystoma xenopodis, 681 nucleotides long. The record is from the annotation of a GenBank genome assembly. Lineage: Eukaryota; Metazoa; Platyhelminthes; Monogenea; Polystomatidea; Polystomatidae.